CGCGAUCAUACCGAUGUUCCUUAUAAUCAAUUGUACGAGCGAAGCUUAUCCUGGAUUUCUUCGGAGUAUGAAUGGCUGGAAAAGAUAUCUGCACGCAUCCUUUCUCCUUCCCCCCGAAGCAUGUCGUCCAACGGCACCGCUGCUAGUGCCGUCGAUGCCAACACGUCACCCAGCACAAUGUUGCUUCAUGAUCGCAUCGCGGCCCGUGUUCAAGAGCGUAACUCUUGGUCUACUUGGAGGAAGCACAGCGUAACGGCGGUACUCAAGUUCUUGACCACCCACGGUUCUUCCCUUCCGAGGCUUCCCUUGCAGUCACAGCUCGAUGAAGAUUUUCCAGUGCUGAACAUGGAGUGGCCCGCUUUGCAAUCUCCCGAGCCGCUGCAAGUAACAUGGCUGGGACAUGCCUCAUGUCUCAUCCAAGCACAGGGUCUCAAUAUUCUAACGGGUCCAGUCUUUAGCGAGCGCUGCAGUGCGGUGCAAUGGGCUGGCCCGAAGCGUUACCGCCCUACUCCGUGCAAUAUCCGCGAGCUUCUCAAGCAUGUCCGACUUGACACUGUUUUACUCAGCCACAAUCACUAUGACCAUUUGGACUACAACACAAUGCAAGAUUUGGCUAACUUGUCGGAGUUUUCUCUGACCUUCGUCGUACCCUUGGGUUUGAAGCAGUGGUUUGAGUCCAACGUGUCUGGGAUCGAUCGACACGAGAUUUACGAACUGGACUGGCACGAGCCUUGUACAAUCGUUACAAAUAGCGGUAAGAAGCUUGAGGUGACACCCGUACCCAUGCAGCACUGGACAUCCCGCCAUGGCUGGGAUCGGGAUCAGACUUUGUGGUGCGGAUAUAGUUUGGUUUGUGAAGACACCACCAAGGUGCUUUUCCCUGGCGACACGGGUUGGUUUGAAGGUCUAUGGGAGAUUGGCGAGCGAUAUGGACCCUUCGAUGUGGCCAUGAUUCCUAUCGGAGCUUACGAGCCUCGAAGCUUUAUGAAGCCUCAGCACACCGAUCCGGAAGAAGCAGUGCUCAUGAUGGAAGCUGUGCGGGCACGGAAAGGUCUGCCGAUUCAUUGGGGUACGUUCCAAUUGACGAGCGAACACUACUUGGAGCCUCGGGUCAAGCUUGUGGAGGCCAUGGAAAAGUCGACGCUAUCAACCGAGACUUUUGCACCAUGGCUCAUUGGAGAAACCGUUGUCUGCCCGACCCAUUAGGGACAGCGUCGGCCUCUUUUUGUGUGGAAAGGACUAAGAGUAAGAACUUUAUGAAUUACUUGCGU
This is a messenger RNA of Phaeodactylum tricornutum CCAP 1055/1, 1271 nucleotides long. RefSeq lists its product with no specific name. The record is from RefSeq and is a predicted model, not a curated record. Gene Ontology annotation, biological process: N-acylphosphatidylethanolamine metabolic process; N-acylethanolamine metabolic process. Gene Ontology annotation, molecular function: N-acylphosphatidylethanolamine-specific phospholipase D activity. Bases 121 to 1206 code for a protein of 361 amino acids. The transcript has a single exon. Lineage: Eukaryota; Bacillariophyta; Bacillariophyceae; Surirellales; Neidiaceae. Gene Ontology annotation, cellular component: membrane-bounded organelle; cytoplasm.